ACAUUCUUAAUUUAUAUUUCACAUGAUUUUCUGAUAUUUUGUAUGAUUCGUUUAAUUAACAUGCAGUAUAGUAUAAUAAUUAAUAUAACAUAAUAUGUAACUAGUCUAUAAAAUAUCGUAUUACUAAAUUUUAUGAAUAACUCGUAAAUAUGGAUAUCCCAGUACAAAUAGCUAUUCGACUUAAGCCUCCAAGUAUAGCUGAUUCUCUACAGUGCAUAUUCAGUAAUCCAGUAACACAAAUCGUCAUUACUGAAAGUGGUCAGACAUUUCACGUAAAUCGAGCACUGCCAGGAGAUUGCACGCAAGCUCACCUCUUCAAUUCGUUUAUGAUACCUCAAAUUAACUGCUUCUUAGAUGGAUGUGAUACUUCAGUGGUCGUUUUCGGUCAGGCAAAAUCUGGAAAAACUUACACUCUGUUUGGGCCAGGUUUUGAAUGUAUACAUAGUGAAUGUGAUCAAGGAAUAGUGCCACGGUUUUUGACUGAAAUUUUUCAUAGGCUUGGACAAAUGCCUGAAAGAGAGUAUAUUUUACAUAUAACCUGGAUGCAAGUAGUCAACAAUAAUAUAUUUGAUGUAUUGGGUGCUGGCUUGGUAAAGUGUUCUAAUGUCGAAGAAGCUUUUCAGUACCUUCAGUUAGGAUGGAGACAAAGAUGUCAUGGAAACAAUCAUACAGUUUUUACUGUGAGUAUGGAACAGAAGUGGGUGGGUACUAAUGGUGUUCUCAACCAUAGAAUGUCUACUGCUAGUUUUUGUGAUCUAGCAGCUUAUCCGGAACCAGGGAUCAUUGCUUUAGAAAACAUAAUCAAAGAGUUAGUAGCAGGAAAUCCACCUAAACAAAUAAACUAUGAUAGAUGUAUUCUAACUGCCAUGCUAAGAGACUCAUUUGGUGGUAGAGCAUUCACAUGGGUCAUAGGAUGUAUAAGUACAGAGCCAGAUGAUUACCAAGAUACUUUAAAGAUACUCAAUUUGAGCUUGUGUUGUCGAGGCAUUAAGAAUUAUGUUACUGUAAAUUUAUUUGCUGACAAUAAUACCCCUGUAUAUACAGAGAAAACUCCCACAGACAAUACAUUCAAUCUACAAUUUGCUACAACACAAUGGAUAAAAUUGGUAUCAAAUGCAGAAGGUCUUUUUAAUAAAAUAUUACAAUCAAAGUCUUUGUCUGAAGCCGAUAUGAAUCAAGUGAGCGAAUGGUUGUUUUUAAAAGCUGAAUGUGAUGAGUGCUUAAACAAUGACAUGACAGCAGAUAAUAAGGAAAGUGGCACAAAACAGGGCUUACCUAGAAUAGCUGAGGAUACUGAACCAAGUGAACCGAGUGAAUCAGAUGUUGAAUCUGACUCUGAAGAUAGUGAUUCUGAAAUACUUUUUCAAGACAAACUAGAAAAAUUAAUGGAAUAUUUUAGAGAGAAAAAUGACCAAUUGUUUGCAGAUAGAUGCGAAGAGUAUUUGAAUCACAUUGAUUCAGAUGAUAUAACAAUAUCAGAAACAAGUGGAUCACAAUCAUUACCAAUAAUGACAUCUCAGUCAAAUUCCGGUAGAAGAAGAACUAUUCAGCCUGGGGAGAGUUUAUCUGGUGCUCAAUUAGAAUUAUUAAGAAAGGUAGCAGCAAAGGCCAUAUCACCUGAAUCUCAGAAAAUAAUAAUAGAGUCUCACAAAAAAGAUAUAGAUCCAGAGCCUAAAUUAAUAGAAAGAGAAUUAUUAAAGAUGAUUGACUCACCAAAGACAAAUGAAAUAUGUAAAAAGUAUAAAAUAACUAAAGAAAAAUACACACAAAAGCAAAUCUUAGCAAGAAAGUUAUCAAAAGAAAUAAGUAGCAGUCAAACUCAGUUAAAAGAAUUAAUAAAUAUAUGUAUAGCAAAACAGCGAUUAAUUGACGACCUCUCAAGAGGAAUAUCGUAUAACUCACGAAGUAAAUUGUAUUCUGAAAAAAAUGAGUCGAAUUUUGUAGAUCAAGAUACAUUAAAAGAAAUUAAAAGACAUGAAAUUAAUUUGAAAACAUACAAGAAACAGAUAGAUCAAAUCAAGCGACAAAUAAAAAAGGAUGAAAAACGGAAAAACACAUUAGACGUAGAACUUCUCAAAGACAAAUUAAAAUUAGACGAACUUUCAGAGUCAUCUCUUGAUGUAAAAGAUAAAAAAUCUCAUUCCAUAAAACAUUUCACUCAUAGAAUAACUCAGCUGGAUAGUAUCUUAAAAGAAAAAACGAAUGAUUUAGCCAAAUUAGAAUUGUCGAAAGAAAAAGAACUUAUGUUAAGAAAAGAAAUAAAAAAUUUGCGCAAAACUAGAGAAUGCUUACAUGAGCAGCGCUGCAGUUUAGGACACAAAAGGAAGAUGUAUAAAUCACUGUCAGACUCUGAGGAACGUAAGCUGCUCGAGUGUGAAGAGGCCAUAGAAGCAAUCGACACCGCAAUUGAAUAUAAAAACAAUUUGAUAUGCGGUAAAUCUCCAUCGGCCUCUCUAUCCGACUCUCAAGACAAUAAGGACAACAGAAGUAGAGGGGAGCAAAUGUUAAUGGCGCGACUGGACAAAUUGUCACAUGACGAAAUGAAAACUUUAUUAUAUAGAUAUUUUCAAAAGGUGGUGGACCUGCGCGGCGCGUGCGCGGCGCUGGAGGCGGGCGCGUGCGCGGCGGCGGAGGAGGCGGGCGUGUGGCGCGCGCGCGCCGUGCAGGCGUGGCGACACGCGCAGCGCGCGCGCCCGCCCGCGCACCACCGAUGUUUGGACGGUGGUAACGCAGAGCGUGCUCUUUCUUUUGGCAUGACUACGGAUACGGAAACGUCGGACGAUGCCUUGCGAUUGGUCGAUCGAGUGAGACAACUCGCCAGAUACCCUCCGGCUCCUGUAAUACCCAGCCAAAACUUGAGACAGCUGAUGCCAGCAACCAAUCUUCCGGUAGCAAAGGUCACAAAGGAGAAGAACAAGUUGGUGAUAGUGCAGCAGAACAAAAAGAACUGAUAUUGGGAAAACUUUUUAUUUUUACCGCUCAAUAUAAUUUUAAUACUCGCUAUUUAUUUAUUAAUUCGGUCUUUAUUCCGAUUUGCUUUAAUCAAUUUUUUGAAAGUUUAAGGUUAUAAAGGUGAAAUUAAUUAAAUACUUGAAAAUACCGCCUAUCCAUUUAACAAUUGCGUGUACAUGGGAAUAAAUUUCAUACUAUAAUAAAACAGUUAAAUAUUAUUUUCACAUGUGACUGACAUUACAAACACUUAAACGGCAUUAUUUAUAAUAUUUAUAUUUCGGUCAUCAAUGGUGUGACAUUCGAAAGAAACUAAUUAACUCCGUUUCACAAUAACCAGCAUUAGAUAUUUAUAGGUAAAACUGUGAAAAAUUGUGAUAUUUCGAGUUUUAUAUUUUAGAAAACUACAUAAUAUUCUCUUUUAAAUGUAAAUGGCGGCGUAUGAUUUCGUAGGCGUCACACUUCUAAUGCGGGCGAUGUAAUUUUGUUAUUAGUAUAUCUAAGUGACUUUAUUAUUAAAUGAAGCUUAAAAUAUAGCCUACAUAGAAAUAAGAAAGUGACAUAGUCUCCAGUAGUUUUUCGUGACACGCGCGCUCACUUAGUCUCUAUUUUAUCAUACUAUGACAGUAAUAAUAAUUGGUAUCGAUAGUGCAAAUGGUGCUAAUUUACAUCUUGACAAUAUUAAUACAAUUUAUACAUUUUGCCUCUGGUUGAAUUUCAUAGUCAAAUUAAAUAUAAAGUUCAUUUCAAUUAACACUUUGACUGCAUAGUUAAUUUACAUAAAAUAAUCUCGAUACAAUAUUUGACGAAUAUACAUUUUCGAGUAACGGUCGCCCGAUGCCACUGCACCCGGAAUCGGGUUCACGCACUAUUGGAUAGGGUUUGUCAACAUUAUUUACUAUACAGUUUUAUUAUGUUAUUUAAAAGAAACAUUCCAAACAUUGUAACGACAUUGUCCUUUGUUUCAUUAUUUUAUUCGCAAUACUGGACUCAAUAAAUUGAUAUUUCCGUAUCCGUAACAGCCUGUGAAUGUCCCACUGCUGGGCUAAAGGCCUCCUCUCCUCUUUUUGAGGAGAAGGUUUGGAGCUUAUUCCACCACGCUGCUCCAAUGCGUGUUGGUAGAAUUCACAUGUGGCAGAAUUUCAGUGAAAUUAGACACAUGCAGGUUUCCUCACGAUGUUUUCCUUCACCGUAAAGCACGAGAUGAAUUAUAAUCACAAAUUAAGCACAUGAAAAUUCAGUGGUGCUUGCCCGGGUUUGAACCCACGAUCAUCGGUUAAGAUUCACGCGUUCUUACCACAGGGCCAUCUCGGCUUCUAUUGAUAUUUAUGUUUCGUUUAUUUAAUAACAUUCGUAAAAACAAAUAACGGUAUACUUAUUUUUUUUUAAAUAAAGUAUCUAUGAAUAAUGUAAUUGCAAUUAAAUAAAUAAUUUAGUAAAUAUUGUAAAAAAACAAUUAUGGUUUAAUUAUUUGCAUCGACUAGAAUAUAAUUAGUUAUUUCUAUUUAUUGUGUUAAUAUACGUAACGCCUAAUUUUUUCCAGUUUUGUAAAUAAAAAACUAGAAAUUUAUCGCUUUUUGAGCGAGAGCUCGCGGUCGCGUAAUGUCAUCUAUAGUCGUGAGGCAUACGGACGAAAUACGUUUCGACUACAAAUUCGAGUAGAUGGCAGUGAAAGUGUUUAUCGAUGAUGUUUGACUCGAGCAAAACACAAAUAAAUGUAAUAUUUGUUUUGCAGUUUUGUAAUUUUAUUUGUUACUUAUAAUAACGCACCUUUUGAAUGUCCUGUGAAACGUUUAAAUUGUUAAAAUGUUAAAUAAAAGUACUUAAAAUACGUAUUUAGGAAAUCUCGUGACUUGUAAUGAAAUAUUUCGAGGUGGUUUUGUAUAAAUAUCAAUAAUUUUCUUGUAAAUUUGUGCACAUAAGAAUUUAGUUCUAGAUCAUGUU
Nymphalis io (European peacock) is the source of this 4893-nucleotide messenger RNA. It is a transcript of the gene cos, whose product is annotated as kinesin-like protein costa. Gene Ontology annotation, biological process: microtubule-based movement. The transcript has 6 exons. Gene Ontology annotation, molecular function: ATP binding; microtubule motor activity; microtubule binding. The coding region runs from base 150 to 2951 and encodes 933 amino acids. The record is from RefSeq and is a predicted model, not a curated record. Lineage: Eukaryota; Metazoa; Arthropoda; Insecta; Lepidoptera; Nymphalidae.